Molecule: messenger RNA, 489 nt
Organism: Brassica napus (rape)
Lineage: Eukaryota; Viridiplantae; Streptophyta; Magnoliopsida; Brassicales; Brassicaceae
Product: cytochrome P450 71B19-like
Exons: 3
Coding region: 1-489 (162 amino acids)
Molecular function (GO): monooxygenase activity; oxidoreductase activity, acting on paired donors, with incorporation or reduction of molecular oxygen; heme binding
Source: RefSeq, a predicted model, not a curated record
AUGGAAAAGGAAAAGUGGAAGGAGCGGCGCGAGUUAGCCGUGCGUGAGCUGUUCUGCCUCAAAAAGGUUCACUCUUUUAGGCAUAUUCGAGAGGAAGAAUGUAACUUUCUAGUCAAGAAACUGUCGGAAUCCGCCGCGGAUGGGUCUCCCGUUGACUUAAGCAAAGCCCUUUUCUGGCUAACCGCGAGUAUCCUGUAUCUGUUUCGAGUUGCCUUCGGACAAAACUUCCACGAGAGCAAGUUUAUCGAUAAAGAGAAGAUCAAAGAGCUAGUGUUCGAAGCAGAGACUGCCCUAGGUAGUUUCACUUGCUCUGAUUUCUUCCCAGUUGCUGGACUUGGAUGGCUCGUUGACUGGCUUUCAGGACAACACAAGCGGCGCAAUGAUGUUUUCUUCAAGCUUGAUGAUCUGUUUCAACGUGUGAUCGAUGAUCAUUUGACUCUUGAAGAUCAUAAGAUCACCAAGACAUCAUCGACUCUAUGUUGGAUAUGA